Molecule: messenger RNA, 6672 nt
Organism: Peromyscus maniculatus bairdii (prairie deer mouse)
Lineage: Eukaryota; Metazoa; Chordata; Mammalia; Rodentia; Cricetidae
Gene: Rims3
Product: regulating synaptic membrane exocytosis 3
Biological process (GO): regulation of membrane potential; calcium ion-regulated exocytosis of neurotransmitter; positive regulation of synaptic transmission
Cellular component (GO): presynaptic membrane; cytoskeleton of presynaptic active zone
Molecular function (GO): transmembrane transporter binding; small GTPase binding
Source: RefSeq, a predicted model, not a curated record
CCAGCCGUGGCUCUGGCUUUGCACCCGGCGGCGACUGAGAACUGUGGCGGCUGCGGAGCCAGCAGCGCAGGCGGGCGAAGCGGAGCUGUCCGGCCCGGUGGCGGGCGAUGCCCCCGUGAGUCUCUGUCGCUGCCCGUCCCCGCCCCGCGUCCCUACCCCUUCGGAGUCCGCGCCCGCCGGGAGCCGGGCCGCGCCUACCGCCGGGUCCGCGGGGCGGGGUCCCGGGGCAGCACCUGCCUCGCCUUGCGGAGCCACUCCGCCAGCGGAGCCCCGCUCCCGGCGUGGACCCCGGCCCCACCUCGGGACCCUGUCAUCCCAUUUCCUCCUCCUGGAAGCCUGCCCUGAUUGCCUUUCUCUCCUUUCCUGAAAACUGGUAUCGGUGUGGACGUGGGGCAUCGUGCAGAUGCUCUAGGGCUGGGCUGUGAAGAAGGCAGAGCCCCCUGUGAUGCGGAACACUACACUCAGAUUCAUCAGCUCGAACUGCCUGAAGCCCUGCCGCCCUGAGGACCAUGUUUAACGGGGAGCCUGGUCCAGCCUCAGCUGGGGCCUCUAGGAACGUGGUACGGAGCUCCAGCAUCAGCGGCGAGAUCUGCGGGUCCCAGCAAGCUGGGGGUGGCCCCGGGACCACCACAGCCAAGAAACGACGCAGCAGCCUGGGGGCCAAGAUGGUGGCUAUCGUCGGCCUGACCCAGUGGAGCAAAAGCACGCUGCAGCUCCCCCAGCCUGAAGGGGCCACUAAGAAGCUGCGCAGCAACAUCCGCCGGAGCACGGAGACUGGCAUUGCGGUGGAGAUGCGGAGCCGGGUCACGCGCCAAGGCAGCCGGGAGUCCACCGAUGGGAGCACCAACAGCAACAGCUCCGAGGGCACGUUUAUUUUCCCCACACGGCUUGGAGCUGAAAGCCAGUUCAGUGAUUUUCUGGAUGGCCUGGGACCAGCCCAGAUUGUGGGGCGACAAACAUUGGCCACACCCCCCAUGGGAGACGUGCACAUUGCCAUCAUGGACCGGAGCGGCCAGUUGGAGGUGGAAGUGAUUGAAGCUCGGGGCCUGACCCCCAAACCAGGCUCCAAAUCCCUCCCAGCCACCUAUAUCAAGGCUUACCUGCUGGAGAACGGGGCAUGUGUAGCCAAGAAAAAAACGAAGGUGGCCAAGAAGACUUGUGAUCCCUUGUACCAGCAGGCUCUGCUCUUUGACGAGGGGCCCCAAGGCAAGGUUCUGCAGGUGAUCGUCUGGGGAGACUACGGCCGUAUGGACCACAAGUGCUUCAUGGGUAUGGCCCAGAUCAUGCUGGACGAGUUGGACCUAAGUGCCGCUGUCACGGGCUGGUACAAACUCUUCCCCACAUCCUCUGUGGCUGACUCCACACUCGGAUCCCUUACCAGGCGCCUGUCCCAGUCCUCUUUGGAGAGUGCCACCAGCCCCUCCCCCUCGUGCUCCUAAGGACCUCCCUGAGGACAAGAGGCCAGGGGCUGGAGGGGGAAGGGAGCCUGCUGGCCACACCGCCCCCCUGUACAUAGUCUCCAUGUCUUUCUGGACCCCUCGCCCUGCUGCAUGCCUGUUGGCCGCUGGGCUCGUCCCGGCUGGCAGUGGAGACUGUAGUGUGUGUUUGUGUGUCUGUGUGUGUGUGUGCGUGUGUGACCACAUUAUAUCUGUCCAUUUGUCUGGGUACAGUCAGUCCUGGUGACCACAUGGACUGCAGUCCACACCUCUGUAUCUUGCUGGAAAGAAUCCAAAGGAACAUCACGUGGACACAUCUCGUCCCUGGAGUCUCCAGGGGUGGAAGUAGGGCAUGUGGCCACUGGUGGGCCCUGCUUAGUCGCAAGCCUGGUUCUUGUCUCUGGUCUCCACUUGGUUUCCUGUCCUGUCUUUUGUUUCCUUCCUCCCCCAGCAUUGCUGCUCUUUUUUGAGGAAUGUAGCAUCCAUUGCAGCCGACCAUACCUGGUGCCCUCUAGGAAUCCAGUCUCUUCUCCCAACCCCGGCUGUGCUGGUCAUCAUCCCAUUGAAUGCACUCCACAAGCAUGUGGCAUGCUCACUCAUUGCCCUGGCCCAGACCCCAGGAAGACAGGAUAGCUGGGAAGGAGGGGCCUUGAGAAUGUUUCUCCCUGGGGCUGGCACCUUCUUACAGGCCAAGUGCCGGAGAGCUGAGUUCCAGGGUGCUGGCCAGACACACUGAAGGCCGUGCUAUGCCCUGUCCUCCCCUCUGUUGGAGUACGCUCCAGCAUGCCAAAGGACACCCCCCCCCCAGUGUACCGGGGGGGGGGGGUCUGUCAAAUCAGAUGGCCUUCUCAGGCAUCAAAGAUGGGCCUGACCCCUUUUGGGCUUAUCCUUGAGGGAGCAUGGCUUGGUAAGAGGUGUCAUGGGUAGGGCUGCUUGCUGAAGUCAGGAGGGCUAAGGCUGAAUUGUUUUGAGCCACUGUCAAGAACCCUGUCUGGCCUGGGGAUUAGCCGCAUGAAGCGUUCUUCCAGGGUUCUGCUUUCUUUGCUCAUCUCUAGACACCCGUCCCCAGCUGGGGCUCUGACACCCCAGGACUCCAGCCUCCUAGCUCCAUGAGCAGCCUGGCUCUGCACUCGAGGGUGCCUCUGUCACCAGCUCUGUACCAGCAAUACUUACCCCUCACCUCCCUGCCUUUCUUGAAUGGCCCUCUGCUCCUCUGGGCAGUGGCCUGCACUAGGCACCCCAGCUGCCUCUGCUUUACUACCCCGUUCCCUUGUCCGGUUGGGGCUCCUCCUAACCACUGAGAACCCUGUUGGAGGGACUAGUGCCUGGGCUUGAGCCUGGGGUGGCUGUUAAUACUAAAGGCUAGCUCUGGAACGCUGUACCCGUUCCUCUCCUCUUCAGCUAUAGGGUGGAAUUGGAGGCUGCCUGGGAGAUGGCAAAGCAGCCCUGGUCCGUGUCCAAUAGGAAGGAGGAGGGGUGGUGGGGGUAGGGUAGGGUAGGGGAAGGCUCUCUUUCUGCCUCUCUUCUAGCCCAUCUCCAAGUGUGGCCAUGCCUCUAGCCCAAGUCCCUAGGCAGGGAGAGCUACCAGGGUAACUGUGAAAAAUCCUUGGCCUGUGUGUGAAUUCCCUUUGUACCAAAGCUGGGGUACAUAAAGCCAGCCCAGCCCAAAAGACCUCCCUGUAGUCAGAGUCCUGCACCCUCCUUGCAAAGAAGGAUAGGGAAGAAGCCCCCCACACAAACUGGGGUUGAGGCGGAAGACAGUGAACAGGACUGAGGAUGUCUGCGCAGGCGGGUGAGUGAGGUAGUGGCCAGGGACGUUCUCUUGCCAGCCUUGCUGGCUGGGAGUAUAUGCAUCUCCCUCGUCACUAGACACGAGGCGAAGUGCUCUGGCCUCCGAGCCUUAACGGGUAGGGGGCAAGGAGGAAACUGGCUUGCAAAGGUGGUUUUCCUCUUGCCUGUGGCGUGCGCACCUGUAAAGCAGUUGUCCUCUGGGUGGUGUGAAAGCCAUCUGGAGUGGAGGAGGCUCAGUAACCCACUGACAGCACAGACCUUUGCUGAGGUAGCACUGAGUCACCUCCAGAAGUGGGAGCUGCCAGCAGAGGGGCUUCCGGCCUUGGAGUUUCUCAUUUAGGAGGCUUAGCACAGGGGAUGACCAUGUGCUGGGAACUCCUGCUGACCUGCCUGCCUACAGUCGGAGGCUGUAAACUGCCUAGGAGAUGGCUUGGCUGUCCCACCCCUCUCAUGGAAGGUAACCCCCGCCCCCACCCCAUUGAUCUUUAGGAAUUCACUCCUUUUAACACUGAAGAAGUAAUCCCACCUAGAUUCUUGUGCACACAUGUGGGGUGUGUAAGGCCAGUAUGUCCAUGUGAUAGAGCGGCUGGAUUUAAAGGUCUGUUUCUCAGCAUCCUGCCUGCAGGGCUCCACUGGGAUGCCAUUCUAGAGAUAGCCCUGUCUCAGAAGAGGCGUGUGACUUGCCUGGGCUGGGAGCCAUCUGCCCUUUGAGGAAAGGACAAUGGGCCAAGAAGUAACUGGGUCCUUGUGAGUCCCCUUACCAGCGGGCCACCUCACCUAACCCCUUGCCCCAGGCGGCAGUGGUCACAGGAGUGGAAGGAACUCAGCUGUCCCAUCUCCUCUAGGCAGGCCGGAUUCAUCGGCACUGUGGCUGAGACAGGAGUGACCCUGCAGCGAGCGAGCGAGCGAGCGAGCGAGCGAUGCUGGGCUGUGGGCAGCGAUGGAUGACUCAGAGCAUGUGUCUCUGUAUUUCUGCCCUGCUCAGCCUGUCCCACUUUUUAACAGAUUCCUUCCCUACAAGGAAGGCAGAGAUGGGACUCUGUGAUGGGAAACGUUCUCUAGGAAAUGGGCCAAGGCUUGGUUUGACAAAGGGAUAUUUGGUCCUUUGGGGGAAGAAUCCGUCCCAAAGGCUCUCAUCCAGUCUCUCCUCCCACCCAGCUCUACCGAGGAUCACCUAUUCAGCGGGUCCUGGGCAGUGCCAGCAUGCCAUUGGGUAGAGGGAAGACCAAGGAAGGCUCUGGAGAGGCAGGGAGGUGGUGCCUGGUGGUCCUGCACUGGGGUCAAGCUAACUCUCCCAGGGGCUCGACCCCCCCCCACCACCACCACCACCACGGAAGCAUGCCAGCUCUUCCUUUACUGCCAGCCUGGGGGAGACCAGCAGCCUCUGUUUUGUUGUUUUGUUUUGUUUUUUUAAAGACAAUUGAGCCCUCCCAGGGCAUUUCUUUGGAAAUGAAAUGUAGCACAAUCCUCAACUGUGUUCCCAGGAGCCCUGUCAUAGCCAGGGGCCUCACACUGCAGGUUCUGCUUCCCCGGGGACCCAGAGCUCCUGAUACCUCAUGUUCUCCAUCACUCCCGCCCUAGGAAGCAGUGGCGCCCCAGCAAGGCUGCUCUUCUGCAUUUCUCCGAUUGCAUCCAGCACUGUGCAAACUCUUUUAAGAAGUCGCUGCCUUUAACCGAGGUUGCUCUCCACAGUGUGGGGAGAUGCGGUACUUCAGGUGGGGCCUGAAAGCUUGUCCAGCAGCAUUUCUGUAGUGGCCACAGGGAGGUAGACCAGAAGAGGCCUGCUUCCCUACCACCUCUUCUCUCCUGCUCCUCAGUUGUCUCCAAUGUCCUGACACAUAGACAUUCUUUUGAAUGUGCCCCCUCUCCUGCAUCAUCUUCCGCUGGAUGAUCAGAGAGGAGAUGGAAAUGUAGACCCUUUCCCUGCCUUCUCCCUCCAGUCUGCUCUGCUUCUAGCCCAGGUCCAAAGAGGCUGGGGAGAUUAACCACCAUCAGAGAGCAGGGGAGCCCCAUCCAAUCAGGUGUGGCUCGAUGGUGGCCAGAUCAGCCUGGCCUGGCUGGGAAAGGGUCAUUUUGAGAGUGCCUGAGCAUCUCAGAGCAAUGUCAGUGAUGCCAAAGAGAGCAACUUGGCCUCCUUGGGCACCAGCUCUGUCUGUCGGUGGAGCUGGACAAACACAUGCCCAAGGGAAGGUCCUUGUUCUCUGACAAAGGGCUUAAUCUUUAAUGUAGCAAAGCAUCUCCCCUCCCCCAACCCUGAGUGUGGGCUUCUGCGGCCCAGCCUGGCUGUGCCUGUAAGAAAAGCCCUGUGAGUGAGAGACUGCGGCCUAGUCUGUCUCAGCAGGUGCUCCUUGAAAAGCAUGAGUGUUGCUUUGGAGAAACCGGCUCUGGCUGGACACUAGCCAACAGGGACAGGGCCUGCCAGCAAGUCCAUACUGAUGCCAGGAAGGGUCCCUGGACCUGAGAAUACCAGGGACAACUGAGCAUCUGCCCCAUUAGCCAAUGACCUGGACAGGGAUGGCUGUUCUUUACCUUUUUUUUUUUUUCUCCCCUCUUUUUGCCAGAAACUGUGACCUUGUGUGAGACUCCUCACCGGGCCUUGGCAUCCUCAUCUGUAAAUCAGAGCAUUAGCUAGUUGCUCCAUGGCUUCCCCCAUGCUUCAGAAGUCGUGGCUCGGAGUUGAUAAAGGUGGUGGGAGGCCGGGUUCAUCUCCCCUGGUUCUCCUGCUGGGAGCAGGUCCUCAUUUGGUCCAUGCUCAGAUCCUACUCCUGACAAGAGAACCCCAGAGCCCGACAGAUGUGGCGUCACCUCUUUGUGAUUUGUCGGCCCCCCACCCCCACCCCCACCCUUCCGCCACUCUCUGGUCUUGGUGAGAAAUGACUGUUUCCAAGGGCCAGUUCUCAUUCUGCUUCUAGAUGACAGCCCGGGAAGAGUGGACACUCAGAGCCUCUUAAAGGAAUUCUCUCUGAUGGGACGAGAGAAGGAACUUCCGAGUAUUUGGCUUUUUAAAACCGCUUCUCCCCAAACGUUAUCUCAGAAGGCAGAGUGGCUGCUUCCUCAGGGAAAGCAGACCCAAGACUUCCAGCAACUCCUGUAGCAUGGAAACUCACAGAAGGCAGGAACCCCUUUUUUAGAAUUUCCAAAUGCAUCCUGCGAAGAGAGCGAGCGAGAGCUGUUAGGGACUGACAAGCACACUGUUUCGAUAAGAAGUAAUUAGCCUUUUAUACCUGAGCUCUCUGCAGUUUCUGUGUGCAGCGUCUUUCCAAACUGUGGCUCCUGGAUGGCAGGUGGGCAGCUGGGAGGGAAAUGCCGGCUGUCUCAUGUGACGUCCUUGCCAAUCCCCUUGAGGAGAAAAUUCUUCACACGGCUUCUGCAUGUACAGUAUUUGGGCAGCAAAAAAAAAAAAAAAAAAAAAAAAAAAAAAAAUUAAAGUUCAUUUGAAAUUGGU